AUGACUACUAUACAGCGAAACCCCAAGGACUCCAUGACGUCCACCUGGCGGAAGUGGGAUCGCGCCAAAUGGACUCCCAGCCACUGGCUCCUGGAAGUCUUGGAUGCCCACCAUGUCGAGCUCGACGAAGACGUCCCCGUCUUUCAAAAGACAGACAAGGUCCCCUACGCGCCCGAACUCCAGUUCCACCUAUGGGUCCUGACCUUCGCUGGAGCCCCUCUCGCCCUUCACCAGCUCUAUAUCAACUACAUAGGCCAACCGUCCGCAUGGCUGGUAUUCCUCUUCUACAGCAUGGCCCUAAAACUCUUUGCCGUGCACGAAGUACACAUCCUCCGACGGCUAGGCCACCAAAUCGGGUUUUUUGAUGGCGAUAAGCACGCCCGAGACGGAGUCCCGGACGUCGGCGUCGGGAAGACCGUGCAAACCAUUCUAUCCGUCAUUGCCUUCCGCCCCAUGCUUGCCACCUUCAUCUCGUACACGGGCGAACCGCCCUCCUCCAUCCGCUGGGGCUGGCUGAUCAUCGAAACCGGCAUGUACGCCCUCACCCUCGACUUCUGGUACUACAUGCUCCAUCGGUCCGCCCACGAGAUAGGCGCUCUAUGGCAGUUCCACCGCACCCACCAUCUCACCAAGCACCCUAACCCCCUGCUUACCGCGUACGCAGACGCAGUGCAGGAAGUUGUCGACAUUGUCGGCGCACCUCUUCUCUCCUACGGCACCCUCAAGCUGCUGGGUUUCCCGAUGGGCUUCUAUGAGUGGUGGAUCUGUCAGCAGUAUGUGGUGUUCACGGAGGUGCUGGGGCACAGUGGGCUGCGGAUGCUUGCUACGGCUGUGAACCCAUGGACGUCACUGUGGCGAAUGCUCGACAUGGAGCUUGUGAUUGAGGAUCAUGAUCUUCAUCACCGCAAGGGUUGGAAGAACAGCCAUAAUUAUGGAAAGCAGACCCGUGUAUGGGAUCGUUUGUUCAAGACUUGGAUCCCUCGGGUGGAAGGGUACCCAGAGAAUAUAGACUACGUUAACACGGUAAAGUUGCCCUUGUUCUAG
This is a messenger RNA of Penicillium chermesinum, 1044 nucleotides long. RefSeq names its product sterol desaturase family protein. Lineage: Eukaryota; Fungi; Ascomycota; Eurotiomycetes; Eurotiales; Aspergillaceae. Gene Ontology annotation, biological process: ergosterol biosynthetic process. Gene Ontology annotation, molecular function: C-4 methylsterol oxidase activity; iron ion binding. The transcript has a single exon. The coding region runs from base 1 to 1044 and encodes 347 amino acids. The record is from RefSeq and is a predicted model, not a curated record.